AUGGCUUCGAAUUUUGAUAUAAAAGAUGGUAAAGUAGAAAUAAGUCCAUUCGACACCACCGAAUUAUCCAAACUUCUAAAAGAUACUCUGGAAAAUCUAAAGGAUAAAGAAAAUGAUGGAACGAUCAAAAAAGAAUUAAAGAAUACAAUUUUAUCUAAAUUGAAUCAAAAUUCUUCACAAUAUAAAUAUAUAAUAUCAAUUACAACACUGACAACAAAAAGUGAUGCCAAUGAUAUAACAAUAACAAAUGAAGUCGGUGCAUUGUGGAGUCCCAAGAAGGACGGUUUAUUAAAUUUCCAAUUAUUGAACGAUGCAACGAAUACUCAGUAUUUCGUUACUGUGUUUUUUAUUUUUAAAUAG
Maudiozyma barnettii is the source of this 360-nucleotide messenger RNA. RefSeq names its product Tda2p (gene TDA2). The record is from RefSeq and is a predicted model, not a curated record. Bases 1 to 360 code for a protein of 119 amino acids. The transcript has a single exon. NCBI's taxonomy places the organism in Eukaryota, Fungi, Ascomycota, Saccharomycetes, Saccharomycetales, Saccharomycetaceae.